Messenger RNA from Cokeromyces recurvatus, 2279 nucleotides. RefSeq lists its product as uncharacterized. The record is from RefSeq and is a predicted model, not a curated record. The transcript is spliced from 2 exons. Gene Ontology annotation, cellular component: SBF transcription complex; MBF transcription complex. Bases 48 to 2222 code for a protein of 724 amino acids. Lineage: Eukaryota; Fungi; Mucoromycota; Mucoromycetes; Mucorales; Mucoraceae. Gene Ontology annotation, molecular function: DNA binding; protein binding; transcription regulator activity.
UUUCUUUCUUUCUUUCUUUCUUUCUUUUAUUUAUUUAACUAAUUGACAUGGUUGAUUUCUCACAAAUAUUUAAAGCAACAUAUUCAGGAGUUCCUGUUUAUGAAAUGAACUGCAAAGGUGUUGCUGUGAUGCGUAGAAGAUCUGAUUCUUAUUUAAAUGCAACACAAAUAUUAAAAGUAGCUGAUUUUGAUAAACCACAACGUACUCGUAUUUUGGAAAGAGAAGUUCAAACAGGUGAACAUGAAAAAGUGCAAGGAGGCUAUGGAAAAUACCAAGGCACUUGGGUCCCAUUUGAGCGUGGUAAAGCACUUGCAGAAUUAUAUGAAGUUGAUGAUGUAUUAGCUCCUAUACUUCAAUUUGUAAAAGGUGAUGAAAGUCCUCCAUUAGCACCAAAGCAUGUUACUGCUGCUACUGUACGGCCACGAAAAGCGCGUGAUACGUCAACUGCCACAACGACAACUCGAAUUAGAAAACGGGUUAAACAUUUUGAUGAAGAUGUACCGGAUAUUGAAAUGCAAAAUACAUCUCGAUUGACUAAUGCAGCAGCAGCAGCAGCAACGACGACAACAACAACAGCAACAGCAACAGCAACAACAACAGCAACAGCAACAACAGCAACAAUACCAUUGGUAAAAAAUGAAGAUCACACACCAAUUGCUUCUUCUCCUCUAGCUAACACUACGACAACAAAACGAACGAAAAUGAAGAAAGAAUCUAAAGAAAAGACGAAUACAACCCUCAGAUCACAUCAUUUAAAAGCAGAUUCAAGUACUCUCAACCCAGAUAAAAAAUCAGCACUUCAUAUGAAACAAGAGGAAGAUACACAAAGGACAAAGGAGGAGGAUGCUGAAGAAGAUGACCCUGAAAUGAUUGGAAAGCCAUAUGCCCAACGUUUACUUCAGUAUUUCAUGUCAAAUAAAACAACCGUUCCCACUCUCCUAAGUCGACCUCCACAUGAUCUCGAUUUAAACGUAAUUAUUGACGAUGAAGGUCAUACUAGUCUUCAUUGGGCGGCUGCUAUGGCUCGUAUUAAGAUUGUGAAAACACUCUUAGACAAUGGAGCUGAUGCUUAUCGUGUUAAUUAUAAGGGUCAGACCGCUCUCAUGCGUUCUGUAUUAUUUACCAACAAUUUUGAUAUGAAGACCUUUGAUGCCCUGCUUGAUCUCUUACGUACCACCAUUUUUAAUAUUGAUAAAAAGGAUCAAACCGUCUUUCAUCACACAGCAGCCAUGUCAGACUGGAAGGGUAAAGUCUAUGCCUCGCGUUAUUAUAUGGAAUGUUUAAUCAACAAACUUAAAAGCAAUCAAUCUGAAUUGAUUUCUAUUUUAAAUGUACAAGAUACGAAUGGUGAUACAGCAUUGACGAUUGCAGCCAAGAUUGGUAAUAGACGAUUGAUCAAACUCAUGAUAGAUGCAGGUGCUAGUACAGAGAUUGCAAAUGAACAAGGUAUGACACCUCGAGACUACUUUAGUGAAAUUGAGAAAAAUACGAUAAGGGCAUCACCUCCUUUAGUAUCGGCUUCAUCAUCACCCAGUGAGAUGAAUACGACUAUUUUGAAUGAAACUGAUACACGUGAGCUAUUAAGAUCGAAGGUAGAUGCUAUGUUUAGAAACGUCAUGAGCAAUCCUAACCAUGCACAACCUAUAUCAGAGGUAUUUGAUGAGUUUGCUGAGAGUUAUGAAAGAGAUCUUGUGAAUAAGGAGAAAAUGAUUGAAAAAAAGAAAAUUGAAUUAGAUUUACACAGAAAGCGGUUAGAAGAGACAAAGCGUGCGUUAAAUUCGAUAGCAUUCGAUCAUAUUGAAGUGAAUGCUCUUUUAAAAAGGAUAGAUAAUGAAGGUAAAGCGUUAGAAACAAAAUAUCGAAAAUGGCUUCAAUAUAGUCAAAAGCAAACGAUACACAUGCUUGAAGAAGAUUAUCAUCAUCAACAAAAAGAGGAAAAGCCGCCUUCCCCACCUCAGCAAUACACUAUUCAAGGAUUACAAGAUAAAGCUACUGAACUAAGCAAUGAGUUGAAAGAGUUGCAAACAUCGAGAAAGAAAAUAAUGAAUAAAUUGAUUGAAUUGCAAUGUCAAUUGCCACCAAAGAAAUAUCAAGAUUAUAAGCGAUUAAUCUCUACUAGUUGUAAUGUUGCAUAUGAAAAUGUCGAUAUGAUGUUGGCGCCACUUUUAGCAUCAUUUGAUAAUGAAACAACGAUUCAUGAUGAGCCAUUACAGCAACAAUAAGAAGAAGAACGUUAUUACGUAUAUAGUAUACAUAUUCCCUUUAUAUUUUUUUUUUAU